Messenger RNA from Botrytis cinerea B05.10, 698 nucleotides. RefSeq lists its product as hypothetical. NCBI's taxonomy places the organism in Eukaryota, Fungi, Ascomycota, Leotiomycetes, Helotiales, Sclerotiniaceae. The transcript is spliced from 2 exons. Bases 52 to 576 code for a protein of 174 amino acids. The record is from RefSeq and is a predicted model, not a curated record.
GGAUGAUAUCCAUGAGCGAUACUUACAGUGAGCCCAAAUUCCGAAAACAUCAUGCCGGGAGCACUAACCCAUGGCCUCGCCUUAUUAGUGGCAGUCAUCUAUGCAUGUUUCAUCUCCGUGGUCCUCAUGCCCAUAUUUCUUCUCUUCAAUGCGAUUCCGACUCUCCCGAAUCAGCUUUAUGAGACUUUCAGAGGAUCACAGACCAUGAAUCGACUUCGCGAUAAUGGUGUUCCGAACUUGGGGACAGUGAUUGAGAAUCGAAGAAGACGUCUCGCCGAGCGACCACAGCUUCCUGAGGAUUCUCCCGGCGCAAGAGACACUCCGGAUGAUGAGUUACCACAAGCUAGACGAGAGUGGAGAGUCUCUCGUCAUGAGAUCAUGAUGGGGAGAGAAUAUCGGAUUGCGCAGUAUCGAGGCUUUCUUCAUGAGUUCCAGGAGCGGAAUGCGAAUCGUGCGCUUCAUCCGGGUCAACUCGCUGCUCUUCCGGAAAUCGAUGAUGCUCUACCUGAACUCGACGAUGAUUCUACUUCUGACGAUGAGUUUGACAUCUAUGAUUGGGAGAUGAGUCUCCCUUGAUAUCGCUAUUUUCCUUAAUAAGAGAGCAAUUCUAAAUGUGGUGGUGGUGUCCCUCAGAGGAGGAUAAAAAUAAAUAAAGCUUUAGUUUUUGCAAAUUUCCAAAUAAAUCUACACGACAAACA